CUUGGCGGCCACCGUAGCAGCAGCAGCUUAAAAGUCGUCAAACAUGGCGUUUGAAAACUUUUGACGCGUCGAAACUUCCUGGAAGGAAACGUCCCUUUGCAAACCGUCAGUGGGUAGCAUUCGUUCGACAUCAUUACAUAUUUACAGAGCCAGCAACUCGACGGAUGUCCAAAUUGGGGGGGAAACACGUCACUCGCAACUUAACGUCGACCGGCGAAAGAUGGAUGCUAAGGCUAACUUUGCUAAGCAGUUUGACUAAGUUAGCUUGGUGGCUAAACAUUACUUCCGUGUCGUAAAUGUCGCCACGUCAUAAAACAUAGUAGUGUUGUCAGCUUUGACUGCGUUCGGGCUUCAAAUUCGGGGUGAGGAUGUUGGCUUGUCUACGUUACUGCGUCAGCCACUGCCUCCGAGCGGCCAUGACUCGGCUGGAGGAGGCGAACGGGGAGGCGAGCAUGUGGUCCUCAGUCCGGUGGCUGGGCUACCUGUCCGGCCUCAACCUGCUGGUGGCGCUGUGCCUGGGUCUCUACGUGCGUUGGGAGAAGACGGCCGAGUCCACCCUCCUGAUCAUCUUCAUCCUAGCUCUGCUGGUCCUGGUUCUGGCCAGCGUGCUGUACUACUCCUACAACAUGGAGCGCCUCAGCCUCAACCUCCUCCACUUGUGGUUGGGCUUCUUGCUGGGCUUGCUGUGCUUCAUUAACAGCCCGGCCCUGGAAGGCGACGCCAAGGAGCAGGCGUCCAACGGCCUCCUCGUGUCCAGCGUGUCCCUGAGGACGCUGUGGGCGCUGCUGGAGAGGAUGCUGGGCUGCACCCGACACCGACCCGCUUUCCUCACGUGGGCCGAACGUCUGGAGCUGGUAGGCUUUGCCGUCGCCAGCACGGUGUUGCUUCUUCACAUGGCCUUGAGUGUCACGGUGCUGGUGGUGGCCCUCGCUGCUGUCAUGGUGGCGCUGAGGCUGAAGGCGGCGCUGGCGCUGUCCAACCUGGCGUGCUUCACCAUCAUCACCGCACAUUUCUUCUUUGAGACGCUUCCUGUCAGAACCAACCCGUUUGCCCUGGGAUGCUUCUUCGGGUUGCUCAUCAGUGACCCGCUGCUGGACGUCUACUUCAGCGGCCUCUCCGUGACCGAGCGAUGGCAGCCGUUCUUGCAUUGGGGGGGCUUGCGGCGCCGCCUUUCCCUCCUGCCUUUGCUGCUGCUGGAGGUGGUCUUCACCGUGCUGGUGGCACGGGUGUUGAGCCACCCGUACCCGUGGUACCUGAUGAUCCCGGCUUUCGUGGCGUGCAUGCUCUUCUGGGCCAUCUGCCACUUGGUGUUCUUCAUCACCGUGUGGGGCUUCCACAGCAAGCUGAGCGACUGCCAGAGGGCGUGUCUCCUCCAGGGGUCGGGGCUCAGCGGCCUGGACAAGAUCAUGGCCUCCAAGGGCAUGAGACACUUCUGCCUCAUCUCCGAGCGCCUCCUCAUCUUCACGCUGGUGUCCACUGUGGCUGUUGCUGCUUUCUCCUGGCAGGCUUCCAGCAGCAUCUUCUUAAGCACCUUCCUGCUGGUCCUCCCGCUGGAGUCUGUCUUCCAUGGCCUCUUCCAUGAGCUGGGCAGCAGCCUGGGAGGAACAUGUGUGGGGUACGCUGUGGUCGUCCCCACCAACUGCUGCAGCCCUGAUGGCCAGCCCAUGCUGCUCCCGCCCAGCCAGGUCCAUCAGGUCAACAUGCGCUCCACCAGCAUGCUGAAUAACAUCCAGUGCUUCUUCUCCCACCACCUCAUUGAGACCUUUGGCUGUGACUACUCCACCAGUGGCGUCACCCUGGAGGCCCUGCAGGCCAAGCUGAAGUCCUUCAUGGAGCUGCGCACUGCAGACGGGCCUCGCCACGACAUGUAUGUGAUCUUCUACAGUGGACACGCGUACCGCUCUGGAAAAUGGGCACUGGCAGGGGGCGACACUCUCGGUCUGGACCAGAUAGUGCAGUGGUGGCGGGAGAAGAACGGCGGCUUCUGCUCUCGCCUCAUCCUCGUGCUGGACUGCCACAACUCCCUGGCGAUGGCAAAGGAGGUUCGCAAGGUGGAGGGCGUCUACGUGGCCGUGCAGGGCGCCACCCUCGUCAACGCAGCCGACGUGGAGCAGCUGGAGCCCCAGACGGGCGACUUCUUCUCCCAGUGGGUGGAGUACAACUGCAACCCCAACAGCAACACCCGGUGGUCUCAGAGGGGCAGGGCGGUGUCGGCUGACUAUGGCGUGUCCCGACACUGGAGCGACUACACGCUGCACCUGCCCACAGGUCACGAUGUCACCCACCACUGGAGGGUGCACUUCCCCCGCGUCACCUACCCUGUGGUGCAGAUGGCGCUGUGGGGCGGGGGCCUCAACCAGCUGUGGCUCUGCAGCGCCUGCGUCCGGUACCUCAAGAGAGUCAAGCUCAACUGGUUUCCUCCGGCCAUCCUGGACACCGGGCAAGGAUUCAAGCUGGUCCGGUCUUAGCGCCUCCAGCCCGUGAUCGCUUGGCAGCUAACCUUCCUUCUCACACGCCAGCCGCCAUUUUGUUACUGAUUUUUAUCCAAAUGAAAAAGUUUGAUUAUUUUUAAUAUUUGUUUGGGUCACAACUGAGAGAUGCACAUUGAUGCUAGUUUGCACUUUUUUUGCAUGUGAAAUUCCCUCGUGCCAGUCUAUCCUGAACUAUGAUGCCACCAAAGUGCCGAUUGCGUACAGCUUUACACCAAAGUGCUCCGUCUGAAAGACCACAAAGAGGCGCUUAUUUUGGAAGCAAUCAAAAGUGACUAUUUUAUUCCUAUUUUAUUGUUGCACAUCUUUGUGCUUGCAGUCCAUUCAAUGACCUUCACUGUAACUGGACUGUGAAGCAAGAUGAACGUGAACUAUGCAAGAAAAGAGAUGUGGUGCUUUAAAGUCAUGUAUUAUAUCUUCACAAUUAUUCAGGUUGUUUGUCAAAAUGCUUUCACAACAAAACCUUUUAAGUAAAAUUUGUUGAGAUUUGUAA
Molecule: messenger RNA, 2982 nt
Organism: Doryrhamphus excisus (bluestripe pipefish)
Lineage: Eukaryota; Metazoa; Chordata; Actinopteri; Syngnathiformes; Syngnathidae
Gene: tmem168b
Product: transmembrane protein 168b
Source: RefSeq, a predicted model, not a curated record